Molecule: messenger RNA, 9425 nt
Organism: Zonotrichia albicollis (white-throated sparrow)
Lineage: Eukaryota; Metazoa; Chordata; Aves; Passeriformes; Passerellidae
Gene: LRRC66
Product: leucine rich repeat containing 66
Molecular function (GO): protein binding
Source: RefSeq, a predicted model, not a curated record
UGUUUGUCAUAGAUUGUACGUGGUGGACUUUGCUCAGUGUAAUUGUGUGCAAUACCUGAAGCAGAGUUCAAAAGUCUCCACUGUUGUUAGAUCUCCAGCUCCCAAGAAGUUGUGUUUCUCGUCCAAAAGGCUGGAAAAGGAAAAAAAAGGUUCUAAUUGUUUUUUGGGAUAGAUGGGGGGAGGAGGGAGGUUACCAGUUUAUGAAUGCUCUUUUUGAAAAUAAGACUCCAAAACUGAAUGGUCAAGGCAGAAUGUUGGUAAUGCUGUGGUUAUUCGGUGUUGAUUUUUUUUUUUAUGUCAAACUCUUUAUGUUUUCUAUCCUUGUUGUGCUGAAUUUAACCAUAAUUCUACAUUUUACAUAUAGAUACUAUGGAUAACUAUCACUUGCAUGUCAUAGCUGUGGUCCUUUACUUUAAUCUUCCUGGAUCAGUGGGAGCCAAGUCCCAGCGGAUCCUUCCUGCUACACAUCGCCGUUCUGAGUGCCGGUGGGAUGGGCAGCUCUUGCUCAAUUGCUCUUUUACCAGAAUGUCUGCUGUUCCAGAAGAUACAUCACAAACAGCAGUAACAGCUGAUUUGAGUUACAAUAAUAUUAAAACUUUUGUGUGCUCUGAUGGAAGAAAUGAAGAGUGGAUGCUAAAACACCUGAACCUCAGUAACAACCUGAUUUCUGAACUCACCUUAACUACUUGUACAAAUUUACCCAAUUUAGAAACUCUAAACCUCAGUGGUAAUGCCAUCCACACCCUCACACUGGAAAUGCCUGCACCUGCACACGGGUCUAAAAAGUACAGCCUUGUUCAUCGUCUCCUGCCUGCUUUGAAAGUAUUGUCACUUGAAAGAAAUAAUCUUAAUAUGGUUCCAAGAGGGCUAGGCCUCCUGCAGUCUUUACAAACUGUCCAUAUGUCAUCCAAUGCCAUAGAACAGAUUGACCCAAAGGAUUUUCAGAACUGCUCACAGCUGAAGGACAUUGACCUGCGAAACAACAAGAUAACUAAAAUUCAUCCAGAUGCCUUCAGAGAUCUCAACAAAUUACAGGUCGUGGAUCUCCGUGAGAAUGCUCUGACAAUCCCUCUACCACAGAUACUAGUCAGUUUGAACUUUUUUCAACUUGAAGUGUAUUUCUCAAAGAAUGCCUGGAUAUUUAACUACAGGCUAAAUGCUUUUAAAGAGUUCUUUCAUUUUGUCUUUGACUCCACAAGGCAGAAAUGGAGCCUUUCCUACAAUAAGUCUGCCAACAACUCCCAGAAACCUCUCCUGUACCUUUCAAGUUUCCAUUUAAACUGCAGGGACAAUGUUUUGCUCAAAAGGGCCACAAUCCCAACAGGGAACACAUCAGUGCUGACCUGUAACUUGGACAACACAAGGGGCAAUGGAGUCUCUUGGUGGACACCUAAGGGCAGAAUUUCAAAAACUCACAGUCUUUCUCAUAUGACACUGGAUAAAAUGAAUAAUUUAGUGAUAUACAAUGCUGAGAAAACUGCUGAAGGAUUAUAUUUGUGUCUUUUUAAUACAACAAAAGAGAAAUAUCUGAUUUACAAUAUAGAAGUGAAAGAAGGAGUGUCAGCAUUUUUGGUUAGAAAAACCAGGGACACCCUUUUUAGAGAGAAAAAUACAGAGCCAAACUUUGCACUGGCUGUCUCCCUCUCUGUGGUCAUUACAUUUGUUUGUGCUUUUUGUCUGGGUGCUUUUGCUAGACCCCACCUGGAGAGGCUGUGGAGACUCAUGCGCAGGAACAAAAAUUCAGGUUCAGAACACACGUAUUCUAACCAAGCUUUUUCAGAUGAAACCUUGAGCAGAGACUCUUCUGCAAGCAAGCCAACAAAUAUGCAGCGUAAUACGUUCAACUGUGAUAAGAAUUCUUUAAGAAACACAUGGACUUUUCCUACAGAAGCUUCUACUGUGUAUGAAAAUGUCACUGGCAGUGGUGUACAUUCACCAAAUCCCAAAGCAGAGUACAAGAAACAAAGCAAUACUGAGAUCAACAUGAAGAAAAUGCCAGUGUUUUCAAAAGCCCAAACUAGUACUGACAGUAAUGAAAGCACAAAUGUUUAUGAUACUGGACUGUUUUUUGUAAGGACAGAUUACCAGAACAGCAACAAAAUAACACCAAACAGCAAAAUAAGAAACAACUCUGGUCUGCUGCACUCUGAGAUCACAAAAGCUACAUCAGAUUCUCCAGAAAGAAAAGGUGCUCUUUCACAUAAAAAACCCAGGCACACUAGAAAAUUUAUGCAGGGAAGGCAAAGUUGUGAAGAACAACUUUGUCCAAAUGGCAACAAAAAUAUACCUAGUGAUGUUGGAGAUUUUAUUCCACCCAGUAGCUUCAGAAGAGAUGCGGAUAUUGAGAAGCUAGACAUCUAUGAAACAAUAGACAACUUUCCCACAACAGAGCAUGACUGUAAAAGGACACAUUCAGAUGAAAAAGAUGCUGCAGCUGAUAUAUUUGGUGACAGUUCUUCAGCUGAAGGGGCUCCAUUCACAAUGAGUGACUGUAGCUCUUUAGCAGACUUUGAAGUGGAACACCCUGGUGUCAGUGACAACCUGCCAGUGUGCCAGUCACCUCUAGAUGAAGCCAACACAGACAGUGGAACUGACAAAUUUGUAACACCACCAGAGUCUCCAAACAAUACUGCUGAACUUCAGCAGACUGGGAAAAAUGAAGAUGAGAACAGUGCCUAUUUUGAAACCACUAUUAACUAUGGAUCAGACACCACCAUGCAGGAAACAGCAUCCACUUACACCGAUAAAAGCAGUGGCCACAUGAGUGUGUCAGAUCCAGAUACAGUUAGUUCUUCAAGUCAAGAAAUUCCAGUUACAUUUGAUUAUUUUACUAAUGCAGAGUCAACAGAAGAAAACUCUAUUUCUGAUUCUUUCCACAGUCAAAGAACAGAUUUUGGUAACAUGGUACUUAAAUUAAAACCUUUUCCCAAAUAUGAGACAGAGAAAACUUCUGAAGAGGAUGAACUGCAGCUUUCUCUGUUUCCCAGAGAACAGCAUUCCCUCACCUUCAGUAACACAGAACAAAAAGAAAAUGCACCAGCAGAAAGUACAGAUGAGCACACAGCCAGGAACUACCCUGAAAAGAGUCAUGGUGAAGCAGGCAUUAAGGCAGAGUCAACAGAAGAAAACUCUAUUUCUGAUUCUUUCCACAGUCAAAGAACAGAUUUUGGUAACAUGGUACAUAAGUUAAAACCUUUUCCCAAAUAUGAGACAGAAAAAACUUCUAUAGAGGACAAACUGCAGCUUUCUCUUCUUCCCAGAGAACCACAGCACUUCCUCAGCUUCAGUCACACAGAACAAAAAGAAAAUGCACCAGCAGAAAGUACAGAUGAGCACACAGCCAGGAACUACCCUGAAAAGAAUCAUGGUGAAGCAGACAUUAAGGCAGAGUCAACAAAAGAAAACUCUAUUUCUGAUUCUUUCCACAGUCAAAGAACAGAUUUUGGUAACAUGGUACUUAAGACAGAGAAAACUUCUGUAGAGGAUGAACUGCAGCUUUCUCUUCUUCCCAGAGAACCACAGCAUUCUCCCACCUUCAGUCACACAGAACAAAAAGAAAAUGCACCAGCAGAAAGUACAGAUGAGCACACAGCCAGGAACUCCCUUGAAAAGAAUCAUGGUGAAGCAGACAUUAAUGCAGAGUCCACUGUUUCUGAUUAUUUCCACAAUCAAAGUAAAGAUUUUGGUACCAUGGCACCUAAAUUAAAACCUUUUCCCAAAUAUGAGACAGAGAAAACUUCUGAAGAGGAUGAACUGCAGCUUUCUCUGCUUCCCAGAGAACCACAGCAUUCUCCCACCUUCAGUCACACAGAACAAAAAGAAAAUGCACCAGCAGAAAGUACAGAGGAGCACACAGCCAGGAAUUCCCCUGAAAAGAAUCAUGGUGAAGCAGACAUUACAUUACAAAGAAACACGAGUACAUCUGAGGACAAAGGCUUUAUUUUUGCUCCCAUUGAUACUGGUUUGAAUGAGGUUGUAAGAAAACCAUUACUGCUGCAUUCCAGCCAAGAAUCAUCUCUUCAACUGCUGCCUGAACACACAGCUAAAAAACAUUUCAUGUUUGUUACACAGGAAGAUGACUUGCUACCACAAGAGAAGCAGGCUUGUGCAGAUGAAAUGCAAGGAGGUUCUGAUGAGAAAAAUUCUGAUGGAUUCACAGAAUUGCAGGAAAGCAGCAAUCACAGCCUGCCUGAAGAAAAGCAGUCUUGUAGUCCUACAGCAGUUGUGCUGCAUCUUCACAGUUCUGGGAAAACACAAUCAGAAUUCGCAAAAAAUGAUCCCAUCCAACUAGAUCAUGGUGAUGAGGAUGCAUAUUCUUUCUCAAUCCCACAAGGUUUCUUCAAUGAAAGCACACCAUACAGCUCAUGUUCCUUCCCACAAAAGCCUACAGGAAAUACAAUCUCUGAAAGCACCGAUUCCAGCAAGAUGAAGGAUCACACUACUUUGUCCGAACUGGAGAACCACUCUGCAAUAACUGGAGAACACUUCCAAAAUUCCAGUGAAAAUCUCAGCCAAAAAAGUCAGACAAAUUCGAGACAGGACCAGUUUUUUGUUAAGAAGAAAAGAGCAUUUGAUGGUUUUGCUAAUAUUUUGCAAAGCAGGAGAACAAACUUCAAUAGCUGAAACACAAAAUGAUAACACUAAGCUCCCACAGUGUUUAUGUCACUACAGCAGGUGCAAACAUUUUGUUUUGAAGUGAAAUUACUUUUGUUUAGAAAGGUACCCAUAAAAAACCUAAUAACAGACUUUAUAAAAAGCUACUCCAGAAUAUUAAUAAACCUUUUGCUGAAUUAUGUUUACUUUCGCAUUAUUGGUAGUUGAUACUACUACAUCAUUUCCCUUGGAAUUUGCUUCAGAUACUCAGUUUUGUCUUUUUGUCUAAAAUAAAUGCAAUAUGGAAAUUUACAUUAUUACUAUUACUGUGCUUUCUUACGGGACUCAAACUAUAUAUACAGUGUGUGUAUAUAUAUAUAUAUAUAUAUAUAUAUAUAUACAGUGAAAGAGUACAUACUACUGUCUUCUGCUUUUUGAGCCAGAUUUGUGGAUUAUCUCUGAAUUCCUAGUGUUGCAAAAAUAAGUAGAGUCCAAGUAGUAUUCAAUUACAUUUCAAAAAUUACAUUUUAACUUAGCAAAAGAGAGAAAACCACGUUUCUCAAAGACACAGAAUAGAGUUCAAUUCCCCAGAAACAUCAGUUAUAGAAAUGUAGCUAUAAUGAGACAUCACCUGAAGUUUGCAGAUGUGGUGACACAGGCAGGGUAAUUUUAAAAGAGACAAAGUAUCCUACAUCCAUUUGAGACUUUUAUUUAAGAGGGGAAAAUCAAGAGUUGAAAACUGCUAUUUUAAAACAUCAGUAGCCAAUAGAUAGCAAUUGUAAGGUAAAAUUACCUCUGAAUAUAGCCCAAGGCCCUAUCAACAGACUCAGUACCACUGAUGCAGUCCUUGAAGGGAAAUGUCAUCAUAAAAGGGAGCAGACCCAGUCCUGGGAAAACGUAGGAUGUUGGCUACAACUCUAGGAAAACUCUUUCACAAAGACACAAUUAACUCCUAAAAACUCCAAACAGAAGGAACAUAUUUCAAUUCCAUCACAAGAGAAGCAAAUCCAAUGGCACACUACAUCACUGAAACUACCUUUAAAGAAAAAACUAAGAACAAAGUGUCACAGCCAGUUUCAGUAAAGCUCAUUAUCCACACAAGUUCUUUGUGGCCAAAACAACUUUAAAAAUGCAAUGCCUGAAAAAAGCACUGACUCACUCUUUUUGGUAUCUGUGGGUCUUCAAAUAUCAUUAACACCUCUCCAAGGCCUGUCACCUUUUGGUUGUUGCAGCUACUAACGUGUUAAGAAAUCUAACCAUACAAGCAAGGCAAUUUUGUGAAUCAUGGGGGAAAAAACACACUCGAGUGCUCUAUUGGUAUCUCAUACACUGAAAUGCUUUGCCAUUUGCUCGUGCAACAGUCCAACAGGAUUUCAAAAUAUAAAGUGGAAAAUGAUUUUCUCGUCUUUUUUUCUGACCAUGAGAAUGCUGUGGUGGUGAGGCAGACAGUACACUCUACAUGUGAGAACCUGCAGGAUUUCUAAGAUUCCCUUUAUCCCAUAAAGAUGUGGAAAAGUUUCUGUUCUUGUCAGACAAAAUAAAUUCAUUCCUUUAUAGUGGGAUUUUAACAUGUGGCAAAGUAUUCAUUCUACUGCCAAAAUAUUAUGUUUCAUCUCAAACUUAUCUUUGUAUAGCUGCCAAAUCUUGCCACUGUCCUUUACUACUCACCUCUCCAUUCUUACUAUCACAUCUUCAUUCAAAUUCAAACUCAGCUGCUUCUCCUUCAUAUUAGUUCAUUUCAUUAGCAAUUGCUCUUUAGUACGUCAAAUGCAGUAAUCAGGAUGAAACAAAACUCCCAUUUUCAAACAUAUAAUAGUUUGAAAAUUGUCAAGUUAUUUGCUGUGGGUACAAAGCCUGAAUAUGCUGAAAAUUGAGCUGGAAAAUAACCCUUAAAUAUAAGAAGAAGACACACACAUUUAACUUACACAUGACCAACAAAAGAAACUUUUUUGGAUAGUAAAUUCUUUAUGGUAGAGAAGACUGUGACUCAUCCCCUCUGAUAAAUACAGAUAAGCAAGAGCCUACAUUCUGAGAAUUGGCAAAGCCAAUCCCAGCCUUCAUCAGAAACAUAAAUACAAUGAAAAACUUCUUCACUAUGGGUUCUGCAUGACAAUAUUCUAAUUACAAUGUAAAUACAUCCACUUCAAGUCAUAUUUUAAGUCAAGGUUGGAAGCAAUACCUGGGGGUCACCUAGUCCAAUGAUCCUGGCCAAGCAAUGCCACUUAGAGCCAGUUGCUCAGGACACUUUCAGAGGGCUAUCUGAGUAUCUCAAGGACAGACUCAGUAUCAGUGCAUGGUGACCCUCACAGCAAAACAGAGAAGUUCCUGAUGUGCAGAUGGAGCCUCCUAAGUUUCAGUUAAUGCCCACUGCCUCUGUCCUGUCACUAAGCACUGGCUGAAGAGUCUUUGUCUUCUUUACACCCUCCCUUCAGAUAUUGGAACACUUCAGUAAGACUUCCCAUAGAAUCUUCUCCAGGCCAAACAGCUGUAAGCCUUUCCUCAUGGGACAGAAGUUCCCAUCCCUUCAUUUCCUUCCUCAUUAUCUUCACGGCCCUUUACUGGACUGUCUCCAGAAUGUCACAGUGUCACCGGCACUGGGAAGCCCAGAACUGGACACAACAGGUGUGGCCUCAUCAGGGCUGUGUAGGAGGGAAGAGUCAACCCUCAGCCUACUGGCAGUACCUGGUCAGAAUCAGGCAGGAACCACUCACCUUCUUCACUGCAAGGACUUGUUGCUAGCUCAUCUCCGACUCGGUGUCCACCAGGACCUCCAGGCCCUUUUCUGCCAAGCUGCUUCCCAGCUGGGUGGCCCCCAGCAGAUACUGGUGCAGGGGGCUGCUCCUCCCCAGCUGCAGGACUUUGCACCUCUCCAGGAUGAAGCUCUUGUAGUUCCUGUCAGGCCAUUUCUCAAGCAUGCUGAGAUCCUUCUGGAAGGCAGUAUGGUCAUCUGGCUUAUCAUCCUUUACUUCCAACUCUGUCAUAUCAGCAAACUUGCUGUGCCCCAUCACCCAGGUCAGUAAUGAAGCUGUUGAACAGGACUGGACGCAGCUCUGACCCUGGGGCUAGAGCACUAGUUACUGGUCUCCAGUUAGACUUUGCUCUGCAGAGCACCACUCCCUGGGCCCUACAAUUUUCAGUUUUCACCCAUCUGUUCAUCCAUUCCAUAUAUCAACAGCUUUUCUAUGAGGACCUUGUGGUUCAAAAAGCUGGACCAAGAUAAGUGGGUAAGAAUUAUCCUUCUGUAAAAUUUUGUCUUGAGGCAUUUCUGCUCAAAUUCACUUAUUGUUGAAAACGUUCGUUUUAAUGUUUUACACCAACACACUCCAUUUGAACCAUAACCUUUUUGAUACAUGUACCUGUUCCCAACAGUUUUAAAUACAGAUUUGCUCCACUAUUAGAAACCAGGGGGACAAGAUCCUACACACAAAUUCCCUGCUAAUAUUUAAUAAAGGCUGCCAGCUGAUGUAUGUUCAGAUAUGAGAAUUCCUGAACUAUGAAUCACAGAAAAAUCUGAAGUCAGUUUCUGAUACCAACACAAAUACUGUUUAUUUGUGAGAUGCCAUUUUAGAACAACACCAAGAAAAGACCUAAAAAAAAUCAACUGGAUUAACUCAUGUUAGGUGGCAUAAUAGUAUUUUCAUCAUAUUGUGAGUCACAGGAGUUAGCACACCUUAAUUAUGUAAUAUCCAGGUAACUAAGACAUAAAGCAUUCACAGUUACAGGUUAACUGCUGUUCCUGCCACAGCAGUGUCAGUAGGUGCUAUCUGGACACGUACACAUGCACACACACACACAGUGGGGGAGUGGGUGAGGAUUUAAAAAAUAAAAACAAACAAACAAACAAACAAAAAAAGCUGAAUUUUGGUCUCAAUUACAGAAAACAAACCAUUCUGUUUGUGGAUGGAUUCUAUAUACUUUUACAACAAUAUGAAAAGACAAAAUAUAAGGCCUAGAAAGAGGUAUGUUAGCAGCUAUAAAUAAAACCAGGGCACAAGCUAACCUUUAAAGCUGCCUAUAUAAAUUCCAAGAGUAUCAAACAAUUUGACACUUGUGACUAAGGGUCAACAGAAAUCUGGGAAAACCUUAACACAACUGAAGUCCAUUUCUUGCCCUUCAAAAUAGUCACUUGGGAACAUGAAUGAAGUAGCAAUAAGCCACAACUAAUUUUGAUUGUGUGAGAAUAUUUCUGAUGAAAUAAAACACGUUUGUGGUAAAAUGGGAGAAGCCUCUACAGAAUUAAAAAUGGCAACAGAAAGAGAACCCAAGUAGUUAUUGCAGCUUAAAAACAACCUUAAAGAGGUUUUAACUGAAAACUCAAAUACGUAAAUAUUUUCAGUAAUUUCAAUGUUCUUCGGUUUGCUUUCCUUGGAAAAGAUAAAAAAGUGAAGAAAUAACAGCAAUAGAGAAUUAUAUUAGUACUUCAAGUACUUAGUCACUUUGCUUUAGAAGAAAAUUUAAUUCAUGGACUGUUUUGGUUACUAGUAUUAAUAGAAUCAUUUAGGUUGAAAAGAUUCUUAAGACUACUGAGUGGAAAGAGCUCCAAAUGUUUGUCAUCUAUUAAAGAACAUCAACUGCUAUAGUCUCUGGACACUGUUUUCCUUUCACUAACUGUCUUUCCAAUUUACAUCUCCCAAACACCAAAAAUGAACUGUAGAUUGAUCAUCAAGUUUCUGCUAAAAGUUCAAUCACAGUACACCACUAACAUGAGCACAAGACCCAUAACACUUCUUCAGGAAUGACCUCUCAAGUGUCUUGUCCCAGAAAACAGCAUGUUUUCUACAUUACUUCUCUUAGGGGUUGGGAUGGGAGCCCAUAAUCAAACAAAAAAAAAA